CUUACUGAGGCAGCAGAAAAAGGAAGCCAAAAAACCAUGGAGAAGCUGGCAGCUGAUAUGCUCUUUGGAUAUGAUAGUCCUCAAAAUGUAAAAGCAGCUGUAUCACUAUAUAAGAUUUUAGAAAAAGGGUCCCAUAAAGGCCAGACUGCAUUAGAUUCUUGUCAUCAGAUGGACCUAUAUCAGGCAAAGGCACUUGUAUAUUACACAUUUACUAGUAUCAGGAGCAAUCUUAUAUCUCAGAUGAUCAUGGGUUAUCAUUACUGGCUAGGAAUCAAUGUUCCAAAGAUUUGUGAAGUAGCACUAAUUAAUUAUGUUACAAAUUUCAUAGCUAACAAAUUAGAAAAAAAAGAAGAUAUGCCAGUUGAAAAAGUGAGGCUGAUGGAAAGACCAGAAAGUCUGAAUUUUAAUGAAGAAUUCUUGCACUGGGAAUUACAUCAAUACCGUAAGUUUUUGGCUGAAAGGGGAGACACAAAGAUACCGGUAUAUCUUGGACAGCUGCAUCUUGUGGGAAGAAGAGGACUAGAAAGAGAUCAUUCUAAAGCUUUCUACUGCUUUCUAACAGCAGCAAAUGCAGGGAAUGCAAAUGGGAUGGCAUUCCUUGGAAAGAUGUAUUUAGAAGGAAGUACUGUUGUGACUCACAGUAAUAAUAUAGCUUUGAAGUUCUUCAGAAUGGCAGCAGAUAAAUUAAUUCAGAAGUUUGAGAAAGCAGUAGAUGGUGAAGAUAUUAAGAAGGAGUCAAUAGCAAAAAGACAAUUCAGGCCAAACUCUAGCUCUGAAAAGAAGUGGAAGAAAACAUCAACACUUUACAGAACUGUAUGAGAGCUAGGAGGAUGGUCAAAAAAGAUCCUGACAGCAUACUUUGCUUACCAGUCUGGUAAUAUAGAUUAAUCUCUUGUUCAAUGCCUGGCUGAAAUGGGCUAUGAGGUAGCUCAGAGUAAUUCAGCUUACAUCAUGGAAUCUGAAAAGGUUAAACUUCUACAGAGAAAUCAGAUAUACCCACUGGCUCUUCUCUUAUGGAAGUGAGCUGCAAGUCAAGGCAAUGCAUUUGCCAGAGUUAAAACUAGAAAUUAUUACUUCUGUUGCUUUGGAACAACAAAAGAUUAUGCUACAGCAGCAGUUCAUUAUAAUCUUGCUGCAAAUCAACAGAGCACUGAAGCCAUGUUCAAUCUGGCAUACAUGUAUGAUGGUUUAGGCAUUCCUCAGGAUAUACAUUUAGCUAGAAGAUGGUAUGACCUGGCAGCUGAAACCAACCCAGAUGCUAUCAUGCCAGUGUUCCUAGCAUAUAUAAGGCUUGAGGCUAUGCAUGUGCUUACAUAUCUGCCACUUGUCACUCUUACUGGAGUCUAGAAACUGACAGCAUUUGAUAGUUUGCUAAGACUACACUGGGAUCUGCGUACGUUUAUAUUCCUGUUUAUGUUACUGAUAUUGUUAAUAGCCAGUUAGCAAAACUGA
Molecule: messenger RNA, 1452 nt
Organism: Python bivittatus (Burmese python)
Lineage: Eukaryota; Metazoa; Chordata; Lepidosauria; Squamata; Pythonidae
Source: RefSeq, a predicted model, not a curated record